UGGUCUAAGCUUAGUUAGAAUCCUUCAUGCUCCUCAACUUCACUUCGUAUAUAUUAUCCAAGACCCGUCUGGAUGAGCAACCCUCCCUCUAUCUAUAUAUAUAUAUAUAUGUGUGUGUGUGUGUGUGCUUGUGUUUGUGUCUAUAUAUAUAUACCAGCCGUGCCCUCUGCUACCCUUCAUGAAUUAUAGUUCUUGCCGGUUAUCUGCUGCCACGAACAGGAUGAACUAAAUAACAUGCAAGAUAAAUGUUCGAUUAGGGUUUUAGGCAUAGGGCCAAAAACCUCAGGAUUUAUCGAUUCCUUGUGCUGUGCGUCCUUAUUUGACUUGUGAAAAAUCUGCUAAACUUUGUAGCUGGACCUGUUGCUCGUUCGGGUGGAGUAAGGAAUAGCUGAGUAAACUGGGACCAUGGUGCGUGUGCGUGUGCGAACGCUGCAGAGGGUGACGGUUCCGCCAAGUCUUUUCCCCAACGCGUCGCCAGCAGCGACGCAUUCUCAUCGUGUGGCUGCUCAUUUUGCAGAUAAUGGCACGGAUUGUAACGUCUACCUCGCUUCGGGUCUGGAUGUGUAUUGUAUCAAAAUGGAGUUGAAGGAGACUGGUGCCGAUGCUGGCAAAGAUGGGCUACUGAUACCUGUGGAUUCUGAGGUAGUGCGUGCAUGGCAAGUGGAACAGUGCCCACAUCGAGCAGAGAUACAGGGCAUUGCGCUCAUUCCCUCCUCCAGUGAUGAUGGUUUCUUUUUGGGGUCAGUUGACGCAUAUGGUCGCUUCAUCGUGACCUCCUUGAACUCUGAUAUCCCAGGAUCCUCAUACACAGCAGGUCCGCGGGACGCAGGAGUCGGUGAAGGCUGGUGGGCUGGUAUCGUGUUUAACCGUAACGUGCCUUCUCUGCAGGCAGCAGUUGGACGUGGCUUCGCCAAAGCGGUAGAUGUGUAUGACAAAGACAUGCAUGUCCGCACAUUACGCACAUUGCAGCAUCCCACUUGCUUGACGUUUCUACAAGGGCCUUUAUUUGAUAGUGGCACGAUUCUAGCAGUUACUGAAGGGCCCCAGUUGAGUAUUUGGGACCUGAGGCAAGCUGAGCGAGGUGGCUGCGUGCAACGAAUGUUGGGCGCAUUUACUGGAGACAGUUUAAACGCUAUUGCUUGCUCAUCAGAGGGUCUGGUAGCCGUUGGGGGUGCGGAGCGUGUUGUCAUGGUUAUGGAUCCUUUGAAGUGGACUCCAAGGUCGCGAUGGACUGGUUGCCUGAAAUAUGAGGUCACAGGGUUAUCAUUUUCUGCAGUGGAUCCCGGGCUUAUUUAUGUACAUGGAUUAGACUACGAGGUUGUUUGUGCACCUUGGAAUAGAGAAAAGACUGGUGGGAGCAAUACUCCAGCAUUUUCCUUUCGAGGGGACUCUAGGUGGCUUGGUUUUGACAAAUGCUGUGAUUCAGAUCUCUUUGCAGGUUGGAGUGAAGCUGGCACAAUUUACGCUGGUCAUGUGGAUGGCAACGCAGAUCUUUAGGCCUCCUCAAGUAGAGAGGAAAACAUAAAUGCAACUGAUGGUGCAGAAAUUUAUCUCCUGUUUGCGAUGAAGCCAAUAGCGCAGUGACUUUGGUCCUCACAUUGUGAUCAUGAUAAACUAUACAUAAACUUCAACGAUGCCCACAGUAGAAUCAGUCGUGCACCUCGGACAAUUUUCUAAGGAGUAGAGGUGCUCACUUCCAAAAGAAAACCUUUUGAAGCGUUUGCAAUUGAGUCCACCUAUGCUGAGUAAUCCAAACAGUGUGACAGCAAGAGUAUUGGUUGCUAUCAGAGAAAUUUUUAGCAUUAUUCAUUUCUUUCA
Physcomitrium patens is the source of this 1818-nucleotide messenger RNA. RefSeq lists its product as uncharacterized. NCBI's taxonomy places the organism in Eukaryota, Viridiplantae, Streptophyta, Bryopsida, Funariales, Funariaceae. Gene Ontology annotation, molecular function: protein binding. The record is from RefSeq and is a predicted model, not a curated record.